AUGUCAAUUAAAACUGACACACCUUGUGUAUUGCUUCCUGCGGCAAAUCAUCUAUCUGUUGAAAAUGUUAUUUCUAAUACAGCCUCACAUAAACUCGAAGACCGUGAAAAAUGUAAAGUUGGUAUUACUUCUAGCGUUGCGAAGUUUUUCCAUGCUGAUGGUAUAUUGGAUGUGUUUGCGCGUGGUUUCUUAGCUGAACCUGUUUUGCGUGAUGCGGAAGAGAGCUAUCGUUAUCUGAUGGCUUUGGAUCGUUACUGA
Thelazia callipaeda (thelaziosis nematode) is the source of this 258-nucleotide messenger RNA. The record is from the annotation of a GenBank genome assembly. NCBI's taxonomy places the organism in Eukaryota, Metazoa, Nematoda, Chromadorea, Rhabditida, Thelaziidae.